AUGCAGCAAGUAUAAAAGUAAGAAUACUUUACUUCUCGAAAAUUGUAAAAUUUCAAAUAUUUUGCCAAAGGAAAGUUUUUCCAUCACUGAACAAUUUUUUUUCGUGAUCAGAUCAAUCAUGAUCUUGAAAAUUGAAAUCUCCUCUUUAUAUGUGGGAAAGAUAGAAAUUCUUAUAAUUAUUCCAUGAUACUAUUUGCAAUCCGGUCUAGAUACACAAAGGAGAAUUUUAAUAUUUAGAUUGGCUUACAGGUUAUGUAGCUUUUGAUUUGGUAUCGUUUUCUAACUAGUAAUAUUUGGAAAUAUUAACAUUCAUAUAUUAAUAGGAUAAAAUAGGUAAAAAGUUCUCAAACCUUAAAGAAUUGGAAAUGAAUAUGGCUGAUGAAUGGAGAGGAAAAUCAAUUGCAGUUGAUGACAAUACAUUUCUACUGCUCAUCAUAUUUACUUCUUUCUUCAAAGAUGAUUACAAUAAAACCGAAUUGGAUUUCAAGAUUAUAGCAAAUGAAUAUAGUGUCAAAUUCAUAGUUCCUAACCUUCAUGAAAAUCCCGCGCUGAUAUUUUCAAAGUCACGUCGCUUCCGGUGUAAAUCCAGCUUCAUAUUAACUCUAUUUGACUCUAUUUAUGAGCAGAGUUUAACAACAAGACAAAGUUCAGACAGUUCGAUUUCUUUACAAAUAAAACGACCUACGUAUUCGGGAAAGGCCAACAAUAUUGAUCAAAAGCUAUCAAACGUUUGUCUAAUUCCUAUCUCGAAUCCACGAAACCAAUUAAAGAAAAAAAUUUAUUACGACGUUCAUGAUGAAAGUAAAAUCGGGAGCAAAUUAUACAAAUACGUUCCUGGAACUUAUCGAUCCGGUCGCAAGCUGAGCUUUCUUUGGUUAAAUCUGACGUCGCAGGCGACAGCUGAUAGGCAGAGUUCAACUGUGGACGAUCCCUAUUGGUCAACGAGCCGGUAUAAACGAUGCUUUCACGGUGAUCUGUUCCAGUUGUGUUAUUAUCCACUCACUGUACACUUGGUAAGUACAUUCUCUUCGAAAUAUCAUUGUUUUCUUAUUCAAACGAUAUUUAUUUUUUCAAGGUAUUCAAGUUAUAUUUUUUAGUAAUUAUAUAUAACAACUUUUCUCAAUUUGCAGCUAUUUCACUAUAGUUUCUUUUUUUUUUUUAAUAAGCUUUAUUUUAUUAGUAAACUGCAGUGA
Messenger RNA from Heterotrigona itama, 1193 nucleotides. The record is from the annotation of a GenBank genome assembly. Lineage: Eukaryota; Metazoa; Arthropoda; Insecta; Hymenoptera; Apidae.